Molecule: messenger RNA, 1805 nt
Organism: Cavia porcellus (domestic guinea pig)
Lineage: Eukaryota; Metazoa; Chordata; Mammalia; Rodentia; Caviidae
Gene: Dalrd3
Product: DALR anticodon binding domain containing 3
Exons: 12
Coding region: 40-1638 (532 amino acids)
Biological process (GO): tRNA C3-cytosine methylation; arginyl-tRNA aminoacylation
Molecular function (GO): arginine-tRNA ligase activity; tRNA binding; ATP binding
Source: RefSeq, a predicted model, not a curated record
AAGAUUUGCUUCCGGUUCCCCGCGCUCCUUCCGGUCACCAUGGCGACUGGGCGUCUUGGGAUAGGGGAGACGCUAGGAGCCCUAAAUGCGGCUUUAGGGCCUGGCAACCCAGUGUGGUUCAAAGAGACACAUGCACAGCACCUGCGAGUGAGAGACUUCCUGGCACCGCGACGCGCACUAGAAGCGCGCUUCGGGGAAGGGCAGGUGCCCGAGCAUGUGCUUCACGCCCUCACCGGCUUGCAGGGCCCCGGGGUGGCCCCAGUGCUGCGCUGCGCGCAGACACCAGCGGGCUUGUCGCUCCAGCUUCAGAGGCCUGUGGUCUUCGAGCGCGUGCUCAGCGCCGUGGACUCCUAUGCCACGCCAGACAGCCUGGCCUCACAAGGCCUGCGCAUCCUCCUGCAUUGCCCGGCGCUGCGUUGUAGUCCUGGUGCACUCCGCUUGAGCCAGCUGCGGGUCGUGAUCGUAGCCGAUCACUUGGCACGAGCUCUGCGAAGUCAAGGGGUGUGCGUGCGCUUAGUUCCUGCAGUGCAGGACCCGCAUUUAUCAACCUUCCUGCAAAAACUUCGAGUGGACUGGCCCACCUCCUCAGAAAGAGCAUCUUCGGAAAUCCUGAGAAACCUUGUGCUUUCGAAGCUCCCGACUGCUCAUAACCAGGAGACACUACCGCCUGGUGUCCUGGGCAGCCUGGGCCUGAAGGAGCUGGUGGAACAACAGGGCUACAGGGCUGGCUAUGACCCCAACCUGGACAAGUGUCUGGUGACGGAGGAUCUGCUGUGUGUGUUAGCUGAGCUGCAGGAAGCUGUUUGGUGUUGGCCCAAGGGCAACUACCCAGGCCUGGCCAGGCCCCCAAAUGACCCACACAGCUGUAUGGUCAUACACCUGGUGAGCUGUGAAGAGGAGUUCCAGCAACAAAAGUUAGACCUGCUUUGGUGGAAACUGGAUGACCAGGCUCCUCUCAGACAGAAGCACCUGGUCUGUGGCCCAGUGAAAGUAGCUGUAGCACCUAGGACGCUGACUGCCCUGCAAUACUACGACUCUUCUCUUCUCAACUGCAGGCUCCGGCAUGCUCAGGUCUGCAAGGCCUCAACAGUGAAGCAUGGUGACAGUCGGGUACAAGACCCGGCGUGGACAGAGAUCUUAGAGGUUCUCACUGUGGCCACCAUCAAGUUUGAGAUGCUGAGCACAGCACCCCAGGGUCAGCUCCUCCUCUCUGACAGCAGCAUCUCCACAAAGGGCACAAAGAGUGGCAUAUUUGUCAUGUAUAACUGUGCCCGUCUUGCCACACUCUUUGAGGGUUACAAGCGCAACGUGGAACAAGGUCUAUACCCCACUUUUCCAUCUGUGAAAAGUCUGGAUUUCUCACUGCUACACGAUGAGGGUGAGUGGCUGCUGCUCUUCAAUAGUGUCCUUCCCUUCCCACACCUGCUGAGCCAGACUGCAGGCCUGACCUGCACCAGCCCGGGGCUUCACAUCAGUGCUCGCACGGAGACAUCUCUGUCUCUAGGUAUGCAAGUUCCUGGUGCAGCUCAGCAUGGACUUCAGUUCAUACUACAACCGGGUACACAUCCUAGGGGAGCCUCGGCCACACCUCUUUGGGCAGAUGUUUGCACGCCUGCAGCUGCUGAGGGCCAUCCGUGAAGUGCUCCAUGCUGGCUUGGCUCUGCUGGGUCUCCCUCCACUCAGCCACAUCUAAGGCCACAGAGGGCCAACCACUAGGGACAUUUACAAAAUCUUCAACUGGGAAAAGAAAACAAAAGCCACAUGUUAGAACCUUGGAACCAAAAUAAAUUGCUUCUGUUACAAAA